AAGUUAGUAAAAUAACAAAUAGACUAAUAUCUGGCCUUAACUCCAACAGUCGUAAAUGUCAUUUUACUAAAUAGUAUUAAUUUAAUGUCAUUAUUAUUAUCUCCCGUGCCUUUUUGUAUUGCUUUUCAUGGAAUAAAAUUUUUUUUAUAUGAUAAAUUAAUAAAAAAUAUUAAACGAAUGUGUUUAAAAGAUGUCUGCUGUUAUUGAUGAUAAAGUUGUCGCUGGGGCACAAGAUUCUAAUAUUGUAAAGGAAGAUCCGAUUGUUAUAUUAACAGAUAAAGUAAAGUCACUUUAUUUCUUUAGAGAUCAUUAUUUUGAAAAUCAUUCCAUACAAAGUGCAAUUAAUAAGAAAAGAGAUGUUGAAAAAGAAAUGAAAAAUACUUUAGCUAAAUUUGAUGAAUGUAAAGGAUAUGAGAUUGAUGGAUCUAGAGCAAAAUAUUAUUAUCUUAAAGGAAAAGCUUUUAACGUGACUGAUAAAUUUAUGCCUCAAGCAGAAGAACUUUUGAGUAAAGCUGUUAAACUUGAACCAAAAUUAAUAGAAGCAUGGAACGAACUUGGAGAAUGUUAUUGGAAAAAUGAUGAUAUUCAACAAGCAAAAAAUUGUUUUGUUGGUGCUUUACCACAUGGAAAAAAUAAAGUGUCAUUACGUAAUUUAUCAAUGGUUCUUAGACAAGAAAUUACAGUAUCCGAAGAACAAAAAAUAAAAAAUGUUCAACAAGGUAUUGAAUAUGCAAAAAAAGCUAUAAGUUUAGAUCCUUCUGAUGGUACCUCUUGGGCAAUUUUAGGCAAUGCAUAUUUAUCAUCCUUUUUUACAAUAGCACAAAAUCCUUCUACUUUACGUCUUUGUAUGUCAGCUUAUAAGCAGGCUGAAAAAGAUUCAAUUGCUAAAAAUAAUCCUGAUUUACAUUAUAAUAAAGCCAUGGCUUUAAAAUAUCAAGAAGAAUAUAAAUCAGCUUUAGAAUCAUUAUGUCAAGCAACAUUAUUAGAUCCUACAUGGGAAUCACCAAAUGAAAAACAAUGCGAAUUAAUUAAAUAUCUUAAUAAUGUUCAAAUGUUUAUUAAUUCAAAAGGCAGUAUUAAACCUAAAAAGUUACUUCAAAUGAUUCAAGCUUUGAAUGCAAAACAUUUAGGCCUUUAUAAAGAAGAAUAUACUUCAGGAAACAAUUCUAUAAAAUUAGAAUUAAUUCAUUUAAACGAUUUAAUACCUGGUAUUAAUUCCGAAAAAAUAGUGGUUGGUAAAGUUGUAUGUUGGAUUCAAGACUCUGAUUCAGUUCCUUUCGUAUUUUGUAUUGUUGAUGAAGAGAAAACGUGUAUGGCAGUAACUUUAUAUAAUUUAGCAAAAGGCAAAGGCGUUAUCAUUGGAGAUUCUGUCGCUAUACCGGAACCAUAUCUGAUUCAUCAUCAAUUUUUUUAUUUAAAUAAUAAAUUUAAUUUUAAAUCAAUACGAGUUGAAACACCAGUUCUUUUAGUUGUAAAUGGAAGGAAGUUAGGACGAGAUCAACAAGCUAAUGUAAAAAUAUCCAGUUUUAAAAAAAGUGAUUGAAGCAAAAUAUGUACAAUUUUCUAUUAUA
Molecule: messenger RNA, 1571 nt
Organism: Ceratosolen solmsi marchali
Lineage: Eukaryota; Metazoa; Arthropoda; Insecta; Hymenoptera; Agaonidae
Product: tetratricopeptide repeat protein 5
Exons: 8
Coding region: 191-1543 (450 amino acids)
Molecular function (GO): protein binding
Source: RefSeq, a predicted model, not a curated record